Dermatophagoides farinae (American house dust mite) is the source of this 1342-nucleotide messenger RNA. The record is from RefSeq and is a predicted model, not a curated record. NCBI's taxonomy places the organism in Eukaryota, Metazoa, Arthropoda, Arachnida, Sarcoptiformes, Pyroglyphidae.
UAAAGCUGAAUAUUCUUUCAUACCGGUUACUGCUUUAAUACAACCAGGAACAUUAUCAUUAUCACCAUUUACACCGCCUUUAAUGAAUUAUUUUCCAUCAUCAUCAUCAUCAUCAUCCGGUAUCCAAUAUCCAUGGCUAAUUGCUAAUAAUCAAACGGAUACGAGCGGAAAGUUGAACGGAAAUAACAGUGAUAUCGGUAUUAUUUCAUCAUCAUCAACGUCGUCAAAUAAUAUUCAAUCAUCAUCAUCAUCGUGUGAUCGUUGGUUUUCAUCUGAACUACAUAAAAAUGGUACAUUUACAUCACCCAACUAUCCGGAACCAUAUCCGACACAAAUGCGUUGUAGUUAUCAUUUUGUUGGACAUGGUAAAGAACGUGUACAAGUGAUAUUUAUGGAUUUUGAUGUACAUAAAGUUGAAGAUCAACAUCGUGAUUGUGAAAUAUCCGACAGUCUAACUGCCUUUAUUGUAACAAAUGGCCAAAAAGAAUGGAUCGAUGAUUUUUGUGGACAAGAAUUACCACCACGUAUCAUGUCAAAUGGACAUAGAUUAACACUUGAAUUUAAAUCAUUAGAUCAUGAUGCACAACCGUAUAGAAGAUUUUAUAAAAAAAUUAAUUAUCCACAUUCAUCAUUACAACAUAAUAAUCAAUUUUUAGAUUCAAUGAUACAGGAUAAUCCAUAUGAUUCAUCUAACGAUAAUCAUGAUUAUGAUGACAAUGAUGACAACGAUGAUGAUGAUGAUGAUGAUCAAAUGAAUAUGCAAAGAAAAAAUCAUCAACAUGGACGACAAUAUAAUCGUUAUCAUUCAAAAGGAUUUAAAGCAUCAUUUCGUUUUGUAACAAAUUUUGGCAUUGAAACUGGACAUCAAGAUUCUAAAUCAGUAUGCGGUUUCGUUUACAAUUCAACCAAAACAAAACGUGGUCAUUUUACAUCGCCAAAUUAUCCUGGAUUGUAUCCAAAAGAUACCGAAUGUCAUUAUUUUUUCUAUGGAAAUAUAACCGAAAAAGUCUACAUACAAUUUGUACAUUUUGAUGUUGAAGGCGUUACACCAUGUACAUUGGAAACGGCAAGUGAUUAUGUUGAAUUCUCAAACGUAUAUACGGCCGAUCGUCGUGUAUUUAGACAUUGUGGCCUAAAACAUCCAAAAUCAAUUGAAUCGGAUGGUGAUUUUUUUCGUGUUACAUUCAAAUCUAAUGGACGUUUUGAUGGUACUGGUUUCAAAGCAAACUACGAAUUUCGUUAUUCACCAUCAUCAUCAUCAUCGUCAUCAUCAUCGCCAUCAUUAUAUCAUCAUCAUCAUCAUCAUCAAUGGACAAACAGACAAAUUGUUGAUUAUUUAUAA